AUGCACCCUGUGAUAUAUUAUACCAUUAUAUUUGCUGCUGUAAUUUCUACGUGUCACGGAACACCAAUCAACUCGCCCAAUAAUUGCGGUUAUGAUGCAUGCAACUUAGGUCAACCUGAUAAACUCAAUGUUCACAUUGUUCCACACACUCACGAUGAUGUCGGUUGGCUCAAAACUGUAGAUCAAUACUAUUAUGGUGCUCGCAACGAUAUUCAACAUGCUGCUGUUCAAUUUAUUCUCGAUUCAGUGAUUCAAGCACUACUUGAAAAUCCUGAUCGUCGUUUUAUUUAUGUUGAAAUAGCUUUUUUCUGGCGUUGGUGGCUACAGCAAACUGAAGAAAUGCAAAAUACAGUCAGACAACUCGUUAAUCAAGGUCGGCUCGAAUUUGUUUCGGGUGGAUGGUCCAUGAAUGAUGAAGGUGUAACACAUUACAAUUCAAUAAUUGAUCAACAUGGUUUAGGUGCUGAAUUUUUACGCGAUCAAUUUGGAGAAUGUGGUCGACCAAAACUUGGCUGGCAAAUUGAUCCAUUUGGUCAUUCGAGACAAGUAGCAUCACUCUUUGCACACAUGGGUUUUGAUGGAUUAUUUUUUGGACGAGUCGAUUUACAAGAUUAUGCUGAACGAAACAAAACAAAACAAAUGGAAAUGAUUUGGAAAGGAAGUUCUAAUUUAGGCGAAGAAAGUUGGCUUUUUACCGGUAUAAUACCUAGAACUUAUACUCCACCAGAAUCAUUCUGUUUUGAUGUAUUCUGUGAUGAUGAACCUAUAAAAGAUGAUCCACAAUUGCAUGAUUAUAAUGUACCAGAACGAGUUCAAGCAUUUAUGAAUGCUGCACACGAUCAAGCGACAGGUUAUGCUACAAAUCAUAUAAUGAUGACAAUGGGAAGUGAUUUUCAAUAUGAAAAUGCGAAUCAAUGGUAUAAAAAUUUGGAUAAAUUAAUUAGAUAUGUUAAUGCUCAGCAAGUCAAUGGUAGUGAUGUAAAUAUAUUUUAUUCCACUCCGACAUGUUAUUUAUAUGCGUUGAAUAAAGUCAAUCGAACUUGGACAACGAAAACAGAUGAUUUUUUUCCAGUUUCACUUAAUCCACAUGGAAUUUUGACUGGUUAUUUUACUUCACGACCAGCAUUGAAACGGUAUGAACGUUAUUCAAAUAAUAUUCUUCAAGUAACAAGACAACUUAAUGCAUUUUCCAAUAUUACACUACGUAAUGCAAUUUUUCCAUUAAGCGAAGCAAUGGGUAUUGCUCAACAUCAUGAUGCAGUUAGUGGAACAGAAAAACAACAUGUGGCCAAUGAUUAUGCUCAACGAUUAUCACAAGGCAUUGACUCAGCACUUUAUGUUAUUAAUGAAGCUUAUAAAAAAUUAUUAUCGAAAGAAAAUCGAUCAUUGCCAGUGCCAACUCAAUAUCUCUGUCAAUUUUCAAAUAUUAGCGAAUGUUUACCAAUCGAAGGACAAGACAGUUUUACAUUAACAAUCUGGAAUCCAACAAUUCAGCCAAUUGAGAAUAUAAUUCGCGUACCAGUAACAAAGAAAUAUACAAUUCAAAGUCCAACAGGUGAAACAAUUGCAGCUGAUUUUGUUUCUAUUUCUCUACCAAUAAAAAAUAUUCCUGGUCGAACUAGUUCUGCUCAAUACGAGUUAUUAUUUGGAACACAGAUACCAGCUCUUGGUUUUAAUACUUAUUAUUUUGAAGCUAAAGCUGAUGCAACGAUAGAGGAAAAAUCUACAAUAAGAGUAACACAGAAUGAAGCGUGUGUACUUCAAAAUGAACAUCUUCGACUUGAGUUUGAUGAUCGAGGAAAUUUAAAUAGUAUUACUAAUCGAGAUAAAAAUAUUACAUUGCCAUUUUCUGCUCAAGGUCUCUAUUGGUAUACAAGUUUUCAGGGUAACAAUUCUCUGCCUGAAUUUCAAUCAUCAGGCGCUUAUUUCUUUCGACCAUUAACACCGAAUCCAUUGCCGGUGAGCAAUUCACGUAAUAUAACAUGUACAUACGCGGAUCAAGUACAAAAAGCAUUAAUUAUUUACAACGAAUGGGCUUGCCAAGAGAUUAGAAUCUAUGAUGGAGCACGAAUAACUGAAAUUGAAUGGAUCGUGGGUCCAAUACCAAUUGAAGAUGGUAUUGGUAAAGAAAUAAUUGUGCGUUAUGAUACAGAUAUUCAAAGUGAUGGAACUUUUUAUACGGAUGCUAAUGGACGUGAAGUUCUUGAACGUAAAAGAGAUUAUCGACCGUCUUGGAAUUAUACUGUCUAUGAAAGUGUUAGCGGAAAUUAUUAUCCAAUUCCAAGUCGUAUCUGGAUUAAAGAUAAUCAAAGACAAUUAACAAUACUUACAGAUAGAUCUGAAGGUGGCUCAAGUAUGCAUGAUGGUUCUAUUGAACUUAUGGUUCAUCGUCGAACGCUUUAUGAUGAUUCUCUAGGCGUCGGCGAGCCAAUGAAUGAAACUGCCUAUGGGAAAGGUCUUGUUGUAUGUGGCAAACAUUUUCUUCUUCUCGAACCACCAGAAUCAAGCGCUUUCUAUCAUCGUAAUAUUGCUCAACAUCUUUUCAUGAGUCCAAUGGGUACUUAUGCAUUACCAAACGUUUCUUAUGCGAAUUAUUCAAAAAUUUAUCGUCAAACGUGGUCAGCUUUGACUGAAUCACUACCAUAUAAUGUUCAUUUAUUAACAUUUGAUCAAUCGUCAUCAAAAGUAUUUCUUGUACGAGUUGAGCAUUAUUUUGAAUUAAAUGAAGAUGAAACAUUUUCAAACGCAGUUCAGUUUGAUUUACAAAUAUUAUUUAAUCGAUUAGGCAGAAUCGCCGAACUAGUCGAAUUAACACUUGGAGGUAAUUUACCAUUGAAUGAAAUGAAACGACUUGUUUGGAUAACAAAUCAUAAUGAAUCAUCUCAUUGGAAAUCAACAGAUCCGAAUUUCCUAACGAGUACAGUCGUUACACUCAGUCCUAUGGAAAUUAAAACUUUUCAAGUCACAUUACAAUAA
Messenger RNA from Rotaria socialis, 2976 nucleotides. NCBI's taxonomy places the organism in Eukaryota, Metazoa, Rotifera, Eurotatoria, Philodinida, Philodinidae. The record is from the annotation of a GenBank genome assembly.